This is a messenger RNA of Pogoniulus pusillus (Red-fronted tinkerbird), 1135 nucleotides long. RefSeq names its product natriuretic peptides A. The transcript has 3 exons. The record is from RefSeq and is a predicted model, not a curated record. NCBI's taxonomy places the organism in Eukaryota, Metazoa, Chordata, Aves, Piciformes, Lybiidae. Gene Ontology annotation, cellular component: extracellular region; cytoplasm. Gene Ontology annotation, biological process: neuropeptide signaling pathway; cGMP biosynthetic process; negative regulation of systemic arterial blood pressure. Gene Ontology annotation, molecular function: hormone activity; hormone receptor binding. The coding region runs from base 54 to 479 and encodes 141 amino acids.
GACACCUCAGAAGAAACAGCUUGAACUCCCCUAUUCCAAACGAACUCAGCACCAUGGACACUAAGGGCUCAUUUUCCUGUGGCUUCCUCUUGCUGCUGCUCAUCCAGCUCCAGUCCAGCAGAGCCAACCCCAUCUACAGCCUCAGCCCUGCCAAAGAACUGGCCAGCAUGGAGGCUCUGCUGGAGAGACUGGAGGAUAAGUUUGCAAUGAUUGAAGCCCUGGAGUCCAACCCUGACCUGCAAAACCCCAAAACCCAGGAGGAGAUCCUCCCAGAGCUCACAGAUGACAGUGACGAACAGAAGGCUGAACCCAGGCUAGCACUCAGCACCCCCCUGUCCUCCAGGAACCCCUUCCUCAAGAGACUGAGGGGGCUGCAGGUGCCCAGGAUGAUGAGAGAUUCUGGCUGCUUCGGGAGGAGAAUUGACAGAAUUGGCUCUGUCAGCGGAAUGGGUUGCAAUGGUUCCAGGAGCAAUUACUAGGACAACCUCCCUGUGCCCCGCUCUGAAGAAUGCUUUACAGUACCUGUUCCUCCCAAGACGAAAGCCAUUUCUUUCUAAGCUCUGCACCAGAAAGUGAUUCCUAUUUCUAUCUAUUUAUUUAUUUAUUUAUUUGGAAAAAGAAAACUUUUUUUUUUAGAACAUUUCUUACUCUAGCACCAAGAGACCAUCUCUAAAUAAAACCAACACCUUAGCCAUCUCUGCUGGACCUCUCUCCUGUCUGUCGCACUACAAUGUCUUGCAUUUUCCUACAGCCAAAGCCUGUGUGUUACUUGGCACUCCGGUACCCGCAAGGCUGGAUCCUACUUGCACAAAGUGGAGAAAGUAUCAACUGUGUAGAAAGAAAAAGGGUUUUUCACUACAUUUCCCCCAUUCACUAAGAAAUUAUAAGAGAGAGCAGGGGGGAAAAUCAAAAAAGCUUUGCUCAACAUUGAAAGGCCUCCAGAGUCCUGCUAGAGACAGGGUGUCAGUAACAAGAGAGUCCUUCUGCUGGUAUAGUCAAGGGAACUGCCACAAAUCCCUCCCAAAAGCAAAACGAACAUGAAAAGAAAUCAGAAAAAUCAUAACACUCCACAAGUUUCCAGAUGACCAGAGGGAGGAAAGGGAAAUAAUUGGGUAUGCUUUCUAGCACUGACCAA